AAGGAUGAAGAAAGAUAGUGUUUGUGUAGAUUAGAGGGAGAGAGUCACUUCAACAUCCCUCCAGUCAUUGAAGCUGAAAGCAGGAACAAGUAUUUGAACCGGGGAACCCCUUGGGAGCCGAGUCAACUCAUUUGCCACAGAGAUAUUGCCAAUAACACACUGUUGAGUGAGUCGUGAUGGCUUCCUGCACGGUGUCUAUCCUCUUCCUUCUCAUCGUUGCCAUGUCAGCAGCAGAGCCGCCAGGCUGCACAAUCCGGAUCACAAACAGAGGCCUCGAAAUGUUGAAGUACGAGACCCAGAAGUUUGUGGUGGAGGAACUGAGCAACAUCACCAUGCCAGAGAUGAAGGGCAAUGAGGGCCGCUUCGAGUACACCAUCAAUGAUGUGAAAAUAAAUGAGUUGAACCUGACCUACGCAGACCUGGCAUUUCAGCCUGGUCUGGGACUGCUCUUCGAGGUGCAGAACUCGUCCAUUGCCCUCAGCUUCCAGAGACGCAUCCUAUACUGGUUCUUCUAUGACACGGGAGCCAUCAACGCCUCUGCUGAAGGCGUGAACAUCCACACUGUCCUGCACAUGACCAAAGACGAGUUGGGCCGUCUCAAGAUCUCCAACAUCACCUGUGAUGCGUCCAUCGGCAAAAUGAAAAUGAAGUUCACUGGCACCUUGGGGAGGGUGUAUGACUUCUUGGCGACGUUCUUGACCACAGGAAUGCGCUUCCUUCUUAACCAACAGAUCUGCCCUGCCAUGAACCACGCUGGUUUGGUUCUAAUCAACUCUUUGUUGGAGACGAUUCCAGUGCGAACUGAAGUGGACAAGUACGUGGGAAUCGACUACUCUCUCCUAAGUGACCCAGUGGUGACUUCAAGGAGUCUUGACAUGGAUUUCAGGGGCAUGUUCUUUGAGCUCGGGAACGAGAACAACACCUUGGUCAACUAUGCCGUUAACCCAAUCGUUAGAGAGUACGAUCGAAUGGUGUACCUGGGUCUGUCCGAGUAUUUCUUUGACAGUGGGUUGUACUCCUAUUAUAAAGCCGGCAUAUUCCAAAUGAAUAUCGCCAACGAGCGCAUGCCAAAGGAUCUGGAGAUGCUCCUCAGGACAACCUAUUUUGGCACCAUUAUGAUGAUGAACCCAGCCCUGGUGGAGUACCCUAUCUCCCUGCGACUGGAGUUGAACUCUGCCCCCAAGACUACCAUCAAGACCUCUGGGGCCACUGUGGCCGUCACCGCCAUCGUCACGGUGAUGGUGCUACCGCCCGGCACGGCGCCAGUGCAGCUCAGCAGCAUGACCAUGGAGGCCAAAUUCAAUGCCAAGGUGUCCAUGAAGGGCAAGAGACUGGCUGUCCUUGCAGACUUGAGGAGGUUUAAAAUCUUCUCCAACCAGUCUGCUUUGGAAUCACUGGCGCUUAUUCCCCUACAAGGCCCUCUGAAGACAAUGCUGCAGAUCUCAAUAGUACCCAUCAUCAACAACUGGACCAAGAGAGGUGUCUCAAUCCCUCUUGCAGAUGGUUUGGACUUCAUAGAGGAAGUGGUGGAGUAUCAUAACGGUUACCUCAUCAUCGGGGCAAACCUACAUUUCAGCAAGGGACUGAGGGAGAUGAUCGAGAGGAAAAUCCAGGCUGAUGCCGAGAACGCCAUCUAAAAGGUUUCUCCACCUGAAAGAACCAAGGAUAUAUAUCUUCGAUAACUAUCCAAUCCUGCAUUUCAAUGUCACUUCUUUAUGUUCAACAUGUAGACUUGUGUAAAGUCUACAAACCAUGCAGAUCCCACAUUAAGGCGGUAGGCUACGUGUGUAAUUUGAGAUAAUUGGACAAGAAAGAAAAUCAUGCUUAUGUAUAACGAUCAUAAUAACGCAACUUACAUAUUUUAUAUCCAUUUGUCACUGAAGUGCUUUACAGAUAUUUAUACUGUUGCCUGUAUAGAGGAAUCAGGUUGACUUACCAAGUCAUGUGCCUGCACUACUCAAAACAAUAUUUGACCUCUAACAUAAUUGCCCAUUGUCAUGUCAACACUCCUUGUAAUUUCAUAGGAAUUGUGCAGCUCUGAAUAAUCCUUUUAAAAAUGACAAUACUUUACUGUAUAAUAUUCAACUUAAGAAUUUCAAAUGUUUCUACAAAACAAGACUACCUUCCCUACCAUUAGCCACAGAAGAGCUAGCUGGUAGGAAAUACUGUAUAAGAAAUUAAAUGUUCAAAGGAA
Messenger RNA from Salvelinus fontinalis (brook trout), 2194 nucleotides. It is a transcript of the gene pltp, whose product is annotated as phospholipid transfer protein. Gene Ontology annotation, molecular function: ceramide transfer activity; phosphatidylethanolamine binding; diacylglycerol binding. Gene Ontology annotation, biological process: phospholipid transport; ceramide transport; high-density lipoprotein particle remodeling. Bases 177 to 1637 code for a protein of 486 amino acids. The transcript has 16 exons. NCBI's taxonomy places the organism in Eukaryota, Metazoa, Chordata, Actinopteri, Salmoniformes, Salmonidae. The record is from RefSeq and is a predicted model, not a curated record.